Pecten maximus is the source of this 2053-nucleotide messenger RNA. RefSeq lists its product as uncharacterized. The transcript has 3 exons. The record is from RefSeq and is a predicted model, not a curated record. Lineage: Eukaryota; Metazoa; Mollusca; Bivalvia; Pectinida; Pectinidae. The coding region runs from base 493 to 921 and encodes 142 amino acids.
AAAUUUAUUAAGUUUUUUUUUUUCUGAAAAUCGAAAUCUAUCCAUUGAUACAGAAGUUUGAAAACCCGUGCAAAUUUUCAUCAAAUCCAGCAACAGGUUUUAUGUAUUAAUUUUGUAUGCUUCAUUAAAGUGUUAUCAUGUAUGUACUGCAUUAGAGUAAAAGGUACCGAUAAAUUGUAAUAACUUUUACCCAAUCCUUAAUAUUUAGAACAAUAAAUAUGUUUAAAUGAGAAAAAUAAAAUUGUUGUACACGAAAUUGUAUACGUAACAGAAUCAUAUGAGCUGAAUGCUGACACAGUGUAAAAUUAAAUGUGUUACACAAGUGUCGUGUGGAGAAAAAAAAACCGGUUUGUCAAGAAAACACCAUUUAAAAUUUUAAACAUUCACCAUUCUAGGUUUUCAUUGGUCGUUUCGAUUCUACCCAGUUUCACACCCAUAUCGGUGAUAUAAAAAAGCGCGCAAACCCCACUAACCGUCACUUCUGGCGCAAAAAUGGAACAAAAUAUCUACGGAAAAUUUGAACUUACGAGUCAUACAAAGAAAGAUGGUUCGAAUGAAACAUCCUUGUCAAGCAGAUUAAAUAGUCAAACUAGUAUAUCCGUAAAUCUCUUCAACGGAGUGGUUUAUGUGCAUAUUACUAAGAAGGAGAAGAAGUACUACCUACCCCUAACACUUGAUGAAUAUCAAGAUUUGACGGACCUUAGGGGGAACCUGGAGGAUAACCUCUAUUUGAUUAAUCAGGGUCAAAAUCAAGAGGAGAGCAAGCCGAAGCCUGAACAGGGCAGUAGUGAUGUAAGACACGUACUUGUAGCUGAAAGGAGAAUGCAUCCAUAUACUCGCAAGAGCCAGUCAGGAGCAGGAGCGGGAAAUAACAGUUAUGCAGAUGAAUUUGACCAAUAUCUGCAGUCAUCGUUUCAAUAAGCGAGUUAUCUCUCUUAUAGCAUUUCUAUUAUACAAUAAUAUCGACGUCUCUCAAUAAUGUAUCGUAAACGUCUCACUAAGUCGCUCGUAGAUUUAAACGGGGAUGUAUUAUUAAGAGAUACAUCGUACUGUGCUACUAAUCUAUGUUUCAUCAGUAUCUUAUUCGGUUGUCACGAGGUCGACAUCUGUCGAUCUGUCAUCUAUCGUUAUCUUGUAAAAGCCAUAAUGAGGCGCUAUCCAGAAUUCAGAAACGAAACUCGUUUCUUUGUCGACAGUGUAGUAGAGUUGAAAUAUGGGAGAGUUCGUUCCCAAAUGAAAAGGCUAACCAGACAUCGAUAUUAUUGUAAAGUAGAAGUCGUGUUUAGCACGUAUAAUGAAGAGACGGUGUUUGAUUGUAUCUCAGAAUGUAGGGAGAACUAAACAACUUUUGGCUUAAUGAUCAUUUUAUUGAGAAAAUACAGUGACUUCAUACAAAACAUAAGUGAAAUGAAUUAAUAACAUGGAAAUGUAAGCAAUGUUAUUUUGUAGAAUAAUUACAUUCUCUAUACACACACGAACCUGUUUACGUAAGAACAGAUGUCGUUUAAUACAUCAACUGUAAAUUAAAAUAUGGCAACACGUGAUCUAUCAUUAAGAAUACGUAACCUUUAAGAAUACGUAACCUUUAAUUGAUGUCUCUCUUCAGAAUAUUGAUAUAUUUUUAAUUCAUAUGAAAAUUUCUCUUACUAUUAAUUAACACCAGAGUUUGUAGCGUACAUGAUACCUCUUGUACCCUUUUAAACUUCACAUGAUGUCUCUCAUAAUUCAGAAUAGAUCCCUCUCAUACCUUGGAAUACAUAAUAAUCACAUAACCUUUAAAUGAUACCUCUCAUACCUCGGAAUACAUAAUAAUCACGUAACCUUUAAAUGAUGCCUCUCAUACCUUGGAAUACAUAAUAAUCACGUAACCUUUAAAUGAUACCUCUCAUACCUUGGAAUAUAUAAUAAUCACGUAACCUUUAAAUGAUACCUCUCAUACCUUGGAAUAUAUAAUAAUCACGUAACCUUUAAGUGAUGUCUCUCAUACAUUUGACUUGAACAUUAAUUUUGAAUUUCUUCACCAAUUGAAACUUAUACUUUUUGAUUUUAAAUU